Cydia pomonella (codling moth) is the source of this 3556-nucleotide messenger RNA. RefSeq names its product inhibitor of nuclear factor kappa-B kinase subunit epsilon (gene IKKepsilon). Gene Ontology annotation, cellular component: cytoplasm. Gene Ontology annotation, biological process: peptidyl-serine phosphorylation. The record is from RefSeq and is a predicted model, not a curated record. Lineage: Eukaryota; Metazoa; Arthropoda; Insecta; Lepidoptera; Tortricidae. Gene Ontology annotation, molecular function: protein serine/threonine kinase activity; ATP binding.
UUAUUCGUAGGCUGUUUGAGGAAUGAUUUAAAACUCGUCUUCCUUAUUCCGAUGUUCCUUGUUUUGCUAUCUAUGGUCCCCAACGAACUGUCACUCAGUUUAUCUGUCAGAUGAGUCAAUUUGGAAUUUGUUGACGAAAGUCGAAAGCAGAGUGAACGUAACUAUUAAUUGGACAAUGUUUAUUCAGUUUCUACUUUAAAAUUUACAUGUAAUAACUAGCGACUCAACCCCAUGGUUUGAAAUAUAGGAGUCCGUCUUUGGAGUGACCUAAUUUGUAACAAUCAGCAGUGCAGUGUAACUUUCGAAAAUGUCCUUCCUUCGGGGCUCUGAGAACUACGUUUGGUGCACGACUAGCGUGCUAGGUAAGGGCGCAACAGGCGCCGUGUUCCAAGGCGUCAACAAGAAUAACGGCGAGCCUGUGGCGGUGAAAACAUUUAACCAGCUCAGCCACAUGAGGCCCCAUGAUGUGCAGAUGCGCGAGUUUGAAGUGCUUAAAAAGGUGAAACAUGAGAACAUCGUGAAGUUACUCGCUAUCGAAGAGGAGCAGGAGGGCCGCGGCAAGGUCAUUGUCAUGGAGCUGUGCACGGGCGGCAGCCUCUUCAACAUUCUUGAUGACCCAGAGAACACCUAUGGUUUACAAGAACAUGAGUUCUUACUUGUCUUAGAACACUUGACAGCUGGCAUGAAACAUUUACGUGACAACAAUCUAGUGCAUAGAGAUUUGAAACCUGGAAAUAUAAUGAAGUUUAUCAAUGAAGAUGGAACGACAACAUACAAACUUACAGACUUUGGAGCAGCUAGAGAAUUGCAAGAAGAGGAACAGUUUGUUUCUCUAUAUGGUACUGAGGAAUAUUUACAUCCUGAUAUGUAUGAGCGUGCAGUGCUUAGGAAACCAGUGGGUAAGAGUUUUGGGGCCACAGUGGACUUGUGGUCUAUUGGGGUGACAUUGUACCAUGUGGCCACAGGCCAGCUGCCCUUCAGGCCAUACGGGGGCAGAAGAAACAAAGAAACCAUGUUUUAUAUUACUACUAAGAAGGCUUCAGGAGUUAUUUCAGGCACACAAACAACAGAAAAUGGUCCCAUAGAGUGGGCAAGAGAGCUCCCAUCCCACUGCCAACUUAGUGUUGGUCUCCGAAAAUUAGUAACACCAUUACUGGCAGGAUUAUUGGAAGUGGACCCUCACAGGAUAUGGACGUUUGAGCGGUUCUUCUCCGAGGUGCAGGCUGCCACCUCCACUACUGCUAUACAUGUGUUCCAUGUCAACAAGGCUUGCAGUGUUAAGGUGUUCAUGAAGCCUGAAGACCGUUUCGAGCAGCUCCAAACCGCCCUCCUCGAGCAAUGCGGCGUCGUCGCCGAGUCCCAAGUCCUGCUCUACGCCGACCGCCUGUUACUGAGCGAAGUAGACGACAACACCCCCGGACGGAGUUAUCCCGCCACCACCGCUACCGAGCCACUGUUGUUGUUUAAUAAGAGCUCGACGAGUGUGAGCUUAGCGCCGGAGCCUGAUGCUCCAAAGUUUCCCGUGUUCCCGAAUAUUGUUUCAGUUGAAAAUGACGCUAGUCAGGCUAAGACGGCGUGCAGCGUAGGCCACGUGAUCAAGCGGCGAGUGGAAGCCCUGGCCGCAGCGUCGCAGCUGUGCGGCGCCGCCGUGGCGCGCUGGGGAGCCCUGCUCGGCGCCCGCCUGGCCGCCGCGGCGCAGCGCACCGACGCGCUGGCGGCCCACGCUCAGAGGCUGCACGACGCGGCGAGGGCGCUCGAUCUGCUGACACAGGGCGCUCGAUCUUCGGAGCCGGAAUGGUCGUCCAUGGCGGGCCUGGUCGCGCGCGAGGCGGGCGCGCUGCGCGCCGCCGCCGCCGCCCUCGCCACCCGCCACGGCGGCGCCGGCGCGCCCGGCCUGCGCGCCGAGUGGGCCGCCGCCGCGCGCCAGGCGCCCUGCGUGCACGACCAGAGGCUGCACACCCGGGCCAGGACCCUCGUCGAGCGAUUGCGUGAAUCCUGGCAGCACCUAGUCCGCGACCGAGCCACGCGCGCGCUCACAUACAACGACGAGCAGUUCCACGUGCUGGAGCGGAUCACAGUGGCCGAGGCGGGGCGCCGCGUCCGCGCCUUGCUGCAGAGAGCGGCGCCCAUGGCGCGCGCCCGCGCCGACGCGCUGCACGACUGGUACCAGGUGGCGCAGACAGUGUGGCUCCAGACGUGCAUACUGGACAAGGACGCGAGCGGCGCGGAGCUCAAGCUGCUGGCGCUGGCCGCCAGGCUGCAGGACGCCGAGCUGCGAGCUCGCGUGCAGUUGCAAGACCAUCUAAACAACAAAGCAGCCGAUCCUCCCGUCGACAAAGCCAAAGAGACGGCGCGCAGCCGCGGCGGCGUGGCGGCCGCCGGCGCCGGCGUGCGCGCGCUGCUCCUCGCGCACGACGACCUGGCCGCCGCCGCCGCCGGCCACGCCGCGCUCGUCGCCCGCCUCGCCGCGCUGGCCGCCGAGCUGCAGCCCUAGCGCCGCGACCAAUGUCAACUUAGUGAAUACAGUGUGCAAUACGGCAACCCGAGCGAGCCCGUUGUUCAACACGGUAAUGGCAAACGUCACGGCCCGGGAAACGGUGAAUGUGCUUGCGAAAAUAGUGCGGAGUGUAAUGGAAACUAUGAAGAUAAACUUGUUUGUGAACAGUGCAGUGAAAGUGAUAGUAAAAAACUAGAAGCUUAUAAACUUCAGGACCGAUCUGAAUUUGCAAUAGAGUGUAAUGGAAACGAUAAUUCUAAACCGUCUGAAUGCAAUGGUAACUAUGCUAGUGAAACAGACAGUGAAACGACCACAGACAGUUUGAGCGACAGUGAAACUCCGUCGGUGACAUCGGGUGUGGGGACAGUUAUUCAUGGGUCCAUGAGCUCCAGGGAUGUGACCUCGCCGGAUGAGGAAGUCAAAGAGAAGGUUCGGAAAUCGACUUGUGUUGUUACAUAGAAGUUCGAAAUUAAAAUACUAUUAGCACUUGCCAUUUUGUCAAUUUUAAUACAUAUUGGCAAAAAUUACAUUACGAUAAAACAGCAAAAAAUAACCUUGUUUUUUUAUGGUAUAGGAUGGAUAGGGUCAGUCUUUAAAGUACCCACUUAAAAUAAACAAAAAUAAACCAACUUGAAUGUAGAACGCUGGGUCAAAUAUUAAAAACCCUUACAGAAAGUGAUUGAUAUGCAUUUUUUUUUUAAUUAAGGGUUCUUCACAGUAAGUUGCAGCCUUGACCUACACAUGCCAACAGUAUGAAGUUUUCAGAUGAAGAAAAGCUACAAUUUUAAUAUUAUCAUAUUUGAGGCUACUUUUUAAUGAAAUUUAUAAAAAUGAAAUGUUAUUUAGGUAAUAAACUAAAGAUCUCUUGAUUCAUCCUUCCAAAUAGUUCCAAGAAGAUUAAACUUCCGUUUAUUAGUUAUUUGAACUGAGAAUAGAUCUCAAUUAUGUAUUUAUGCUAGGUAGCAAAAAAGUAUAGAGAUAUUUUAGACACUGCAAAGAGGAAUAUAUUAAGCAUAUUGUAGAAUUUACAGACCAAUACAGUUUAAGGCCAGUGUACAA